AUGUCCUACCACCCGCACGCCUUUUGGCCCUCCUCUGUCAACCACGACGACGACGUGCCAGACUAUGAGAUUUACGACCCUGCUCGGUCUGUCACCGUAGUCAAGCAUUCCGACGAGUACCAGACGACGGAGUCUGGUUGUGCGCUUGCGGGCUCAACCACGUAUCUGCGUGAUCACCGGGAACUAACAGGACUCAACCUAACGUACCCCGAACCUCACUCGUAUCCUAUCGCAUCCCCAACCGACUCGUACAAUUACUAUCCAAUGUCCUACGCUGCCCCGCUCGAAAGCCCCUCGCAGGAUUAUUCCAGCGAGAGCAUGCAGGUGUACGACCCGGAGGCUGGCACCUACGUGCAAUAUGCCUCCGUCCCCGCCGACUAUGUCGGGCCCGACUACUCGGCGCAGCCAGACCACCUAGCGGCGCCAGUCGACUCCAGUGUCCAGUACGGUUAUGUCUACGCAGAUCAUCUUCCUGCUGCCGACACCAUGCUCCCCUCCCUAUCACCUGGUCGCCCAAUUCCCACCUCCAGCUUCUCCACCCUCGACCAUCCAAGUCACCGUGUGGCCAACCAGGUAGAAAGCGGGCACGACCGCGCUCAACAGGUUGACCAAGGCCAGCCCGUCGCCCACGAGGAGUCGGAAGCCAUCCCCGAAUCGGUGUCCACGGCCGCUUCUGCCUAUAGUCCGGAUAGCGAACAAUGCACGCAUAUGCAGCCGCAGGAACAGCCCGUACCGCCACAUCACCCAACCCACCACGUUCCUUCUCCCGAAGACAGUCGAUCCCCACCAUCUUCGUAUUACAACGUAUCCCCGCACUACCAUGUUCCUUCUGCGUCGUACCAACCCCCCUCCUCAUCUGCGCCGACAUUGCACCUGAACACGGACGUUCAGCGGCCUUCACCACCGCCGAUCAUGGACCACUUACCUUACGCGUACCAAGUCAGGUCCGCCGCUCAGGCCACUCACCAUGAUACCACGCACGCCGCCGUGAAAAUGGAGCCCGUAGAACCUCAUCUUUCGCACAGCCUCUAUAGCAUGCCCUCACCGGCCACGACAUCGACAACAGCGACCCCCGACAACCAGAUCUAUACGCACGUAGCCAUGCUCCCUCGCGCUCCUGGUGCGCUUCACGCCGAGGGAGGCUCACGCUCGACAUUCCGUAUGUCCGACUUUACCAUCCCCGAGUCUCCUUCAACAUACACCCCUCGAUUCGUCGACCCCGAGACGCAGCUGUCAACAUAUGGAGGCGGUCAGUCAGCGGCAUUCGCUAUCGAUCUGACCGGUUCUGUCACAUGCGACGACGGUCACGGAUGCGGGACAACGCCCACGAAGAGGAAGAAGGUAAUGGCCUAUCUGUCAGUCUUUCGCACACUGUACUAA
Stereum hirsutum FP-91666 SS1 is the source of this 1380-nucleotide messenger RNA. RefSeq lists its product as uncharacterized. The transcript has 3 exons. The record is from RefSeq and is a predicted model, not a curated record. Lineage: Eukaryota; Fungi; Basidiomycota; Agaricomycetes; Russulales; Stereaceae. Bases 1 to 1380 code for a protein of 459 amino acids.